AUGUCAAAAGACUACCCCCCAAUCGUUAAAGCAAACCAAACGCAUCAACCGCCACCAGACUUUCGACAGCACUGCGCUGGUACAUUUGCAGCCAAUGCACAAGGGAAACCAUAUCUCAAUGGACUCGAAGCGGCCUCUAUUUUUCUAUCAAGCGGUCUAGACAAGACUGUUCUAUCAAAUAUCUGGGACCAAGCCUCUACAUACAAGAACGGCAGGUUUACAUGUGACGAGUUCACCAACGCCAUGUGGCUCAUUGAGCAGCACAAGACCUCCCAGAUUCCGAUCCCACCUCCAUAUAUACCGUAUCCAGCACCACCUCCUAGGCCUUAUCCUGUGGCAGUGGCGGUGCAGCCACCAACAGUGACAAAGAUGGACAUGACAGAGCCCAUGAUCUGUACAGGAUGUGAUACAGGUUUUGUUACCAACAACAUUGCAUAUGUUUGCAAAGCUUGUCCAUCAGACAAGAAUAGCUACUGUGAGGGGUGCAAUCGGGCCGGAAAACGCUGCCGGCAUGUGCAGAGUGCAUCACGCCAUAUCCUCGAACGAGGCCGCAACCUCAAGACUCAAGAUAAAGAGGACGAGCUUGGGUUUAGCUACAAGUGCUCCAAGUGCAAAACCAAGUUCAAGCCCGAUGAGCUCUGCUGGCACUGCAAGCGCUGCUUUGAGUCGAACUUGUGUGAGGGAUGCUGGCCGGCGCGUGAGAAGCGGUGCAGGCACGCUGCCAAGGGCAAGGUGCAGCUUCGAGUUGUCGGGAAGCCAGCCUCCAUCGGAGAGAUCUUAGACGAUAUCGGAGAAAUCCACGACUUGAUAGGUUAG
[Torrubiella] hemipterigena is the source of this 816-nucleotide messenger RNA. The record is from the annotation of a GenBank genome assembly. NCBI's taxonomy places the organism in Eukaryota, Fungi, Ascomycota, Sordariomycetes, Hypocreales, Clavicipitaceae.